Molecule: messenger RNA, 4968 nt
Organism: Spodoptera exigua (beet armyworm)
Lineage: Eukaryota; Metazoa; Arthropoda; Insecta; Lepidoptera; Noctuidae
Source: the annotation of a GenBank genome assembly
AUGGACAUGGUGUGGCAAGACUGGCAGGUGCACGUGACCUCGACUCCCUCCGAGGCGGGAGGGCCUGCACUUCUCACAUGCGUGGCCCCGGCUGCACUUAGGGAACACUCUUCUGUCGCUGCCUGGUACAGGGACGACUCAGUGUUGCCAUCCGCUGACCACAUGGCUGGCUCCACGCUGCUAGUGGACGAAGGUUGGCGGCUCAUCAUCAGGUCCGUCCGUGUGGAGGAUACCAGGGCACAGUACUCGUGUUCAGUCCUCGACUCACUCACUGGCGAGAGACGAAGAAGCUCGCCAGUCAACAUUGAUGUAGCUCCUAUGAGCGUGUCAUCAGCUCCACGCGGCAUCUCGCACGGCCAGUGGGAGGCCACGGUACGGCGAGGUGGGGAUGUGGUGCUCCCCUGCCUGGUGCAUGCCAACCCUCCUGCCACCAUCACAUGGUACCGUGAAACCGGUGGAGGAGUUCUUCGGGAAAUCCGCGAUGGUGAGGGAGGAGGGCGUUACAGCCGGACUCAUGAUGCGCUGGGCAUCAGAAGAGCGGAGAUAGCUGACGGCGGCCGCUGGGCUUGCAGGGCGGCCAAUGCUCAUGGACACCUGACACUAAGACUACAUGUUGCAGUACGAGCUCAUCUCACUGCACAUGCACAACCACAUACACAGGUCGUGAAUAGUGGUGGCACUGCUAUCAUCAACUGCACGUGGGGAGGGUGGCCGGCCCCUCGACUGGAGUGGCUGCACAAUGGAGUACCACUCGGUGCUGGAGUGGCGGGGGGCAGGGUCAGGGUGCAAAACAAUGGGGAGCAGCUGGUAAUCUCUUCCGUGCACAGAGCUGACAAGGGAGUUUACCAGUGCAUGGCCAGGAAUGAGAGGGACUCCGCUCAAGCUAGCGCUGAGCUGAGGUUAGGAGACACAGCCCCAGAACUUCAGUACACAUUCAUAGAGCAGGUUUUACGACCUGGACAGGUUGUAACUCUUAAAUGCUCCGCUGCUGGCUCACCUCCACCUCACUUUACUUGGAUGCUAGAUGGGCAGCCGCUGAACACUAUGGCUAGAGGACACAGAUACAGCGUGGAACAGUUCGCGACAAAAACGAAUGAUGUAGUGAGCUAUUUGAAUAUCUCAGCCGUACGGUCUGAAGACGGAGGCUUGUACACCUGCAGAGCAGCUAACUCACUUGGAGAAGUGUCCCAUACAUCCAGACUCAAUAUAUAUGGUCCACCGUAUGUGAGAUCCAUAGGUCCAAUUCGGGCAGUAGCUGGACGAGAGCUGGUUCUUUAUUGCCCUUACUCUGGCUAUCCAAUCAGUUCAGUGAAAUGGGAGCGAGAUGGUAACCCAGUAGAAUGGGACAGCAGUAUUGAUGGUGCCCUCAAAGUGUCUCGAGUCGAGCCAUCAUAUGCAGGAGCUUACACUUGUGCGGUGAUGGGCCCACAUGGGGAGAUAGCCAGGCGAGAACUGCAACUUGUUGUUAGCAAUCCUCCAGAAAUAGAGCCAUUCUCAUUUUCUGCCAACUUGCAAGAAGGAAAGCGUGCACAAGUCAGCUGCAGCGUAACGUCAGGCGAUAUGCCUGUCCAUUUCACGUGGCUCAAGGACAACGCACCCAUCCCUUCUAGCUUACAGGUGGAAGAACGGGGUGCUGAUUUUUUCAGCAACCUCGUAUUCAAAGAGGUGUUCGCCCGGCACAGCGGGUUGUACACUUGCGUGGCCUCCAAUACCGCGGCCAAGGUUAACUAUACCGCCGAACUGGUGGUCAAAGUCUCCCCCAAGUGGGUGGUGGAACCUAAGGAUGAGGCGGUGCUGGCUGGUGAACCACUGGCCUUGCACUGUCAGACCACAGGUUCGCCAGCACCACAAGUCACUUGGCUGAAGCAGAGAGGGUCAUCAACAGACUACGUCCCUCUUAUAAACCUGGGUGGCAGGUUUCAGUUCCUAUCAAAUGGAACACUCUGGAUUGAGUCAGCUCUCCCCUAUGACGAGGGGAACUACAUGUGCAAAUCCGAGAAUGGUGUCGGAUCAGCACUUACCAAAACUAUAUUCGUUUCCGUCAACGAACCUGCAAGGUUUGAGCUGACGUCUCACAAUAUGACGGCGCGCCGUGAUGCGCCCACCACGCUGGUGUGCGAUGUGCGCGGAGACAGCCCCAUCAGAGUGACUUGGGCACACAACAUGAACCACUUAGAUCUUAAUACUUAUAGGUUAAGCAUCUCAGAAGCAAAGACUGAUAGUGGUUUAAGAUCCCAGUUGUACAUCAGCCGGGCAGACCGGCAGGACUCCGGAGUGUACAAGUGUCAAGCUGUAAACGCGUACGGUCACAGUGACCAUUACAUUUAUCUUUCCGUCCAAGAAAAACCUGAUACACCCCAUUCUCUGUCUGUAACGGAGAUUCUAAGCCGCGCUGUCCGUCUGUCUUGGAGUCAAGGCUUCGAUGGAAACUCUCCUCUAGUGGGCUACACACUGCAGUACUGCGCUCUAUCAGCUCAAGGAGCCAUCAGGGUCAACCAGUGGGAUGCUGCGGUUACACUUAACGUUUCCGUCCAUGGAAUCGCACAUUCGCAUGUUACCCUUACCAAGAAAGGUGAUAUACAUUAUGAAGCUCUGCUGGGCAGCCUCAAGCCACAUACCGCAUAUAUGAUCCGGAUAGCUGCUAUUAACCAAAUCGAUAGGAGUGCGUACACCGACCCAGUUGUGGUCAAAACUCAAGAGGAAGCUCCGUCAGAAGCACCAACCAACGUGCACGUGACACCUGGCGGACCCGGGGAGCUGCACGUGUCCUGGCGGCCACCACCACGCGAUGCCUGGCAUGGGGAGCUGCUGGGCUACUCCGUCACUUGUGUGGAGCUCAUACCUGAAUCACCACCAACAAGAGUAUCCUGCUCAGCUCUAUCGUCUUCCAGUAUGAAAGUGUCAUGGAACCCGCCACCAAUUGGACAACAUGGCGGCCUCAUACAAGGAUACAAAGUCAUCUACUCACCUUUAACAACAGAUCAUGUGGACGUCGGCGAGAUAAAGCGUGUGACGACAACAGACACAUACCUACACACUCUACGUAAAUACGCUAACUACUCUAUACAAGUACUUGCUUUUACAAAUGCUGGGGAUGGCAAAAGGAGCCUACCGGUCUACUGCAUGACAGAGGAAGAUGUUCCUUCAGCGCCUGAGAAAAUCAAAGCACUAGCGUUUUCCAGCGACUCCGUGCUCGUUAGCUGGUUGCCGCCUGUCCAUCCUAACGGGAUUAUAUCGCAUUACACCGUAUACUACAGAGAAGCGGGACGUUUGGGCAAGCACUCAAGUUUCACAGUACCUGCAGACAAGAAAACCGACACAGAAUUAAUGUUCCAAGUGCGGAACCUAAUGGAGAACCAGUUGUACGAGUUCUGGGUGUCAGCCACUACGGGCUCUGGGGAAGGAGAAUCCACGCUCGUGGUCGGUCAGGGACCUAGUUCUAGAAUCCCGGCCCGCAUCGCGUCGUUCGGUCGCUGGGUGUGGGUGGGCGCGGGGCGCAGCGCGCUGCUGGCGUGCACGUGCGUGGGCGCGCCCGCGCCGCGCUCGCGCUGGGCACACGCGCGUCUGCCCGUCACGCACCACCAGUACUACCAGGUCACGCAUCGAGGACAUCUGCACAUACGAGAAGUAAAUGAGCAGUCGUCCGGAAACUUCACGUGUACAGCGAGCAACACGAUUGGAGAAGAUACGAUAGUGUACGUGGUGGUAGCCAUCAUGCCUCCUGCAGCGCCCACACUCUCCCUGCAGUACACCACUACUUCGAGCAUCAAACUACACUGGCAGCUGCCUGGAGAUACUACAGAACCUAUAUUAGGUUUUCUCCUCCACUAUAAGCAAGCUUCAGAAAGCGAGUGGCACACAGUAGACCUGUCUCCCGAAGUCAACUCCUACACAAUGGACAUGCUCAAGUGCGGUUCUACAUACAAUGCGAAGAUACAAGCUCGGAACAGGAUAUCUAUCGGACCUCCCAGUGAUAUACUGACUGCCACCACAAGGGGAGGACGUCCCAAACCACCAAAACCAGAGGAUCAUGUCCAUAUGAACUCGACAGCAAUAAAAAUAAACUUCUAUGCGUGGCGUGACGGUGGCUGUCCCAUAUUGGGCUUCAGGGUGUCAUACCGGAGAGCUGGAUCAGAACAUUGGAUCAAGGUUGGUGAUGGGUUAAGUUCAGCAAGCCAUGUAGUAGCUGAGUUGACGCCAGCUACUUGGUACGAGCUGGCCGUGGAAGCCUUCAGCGAUGCAGGCAUGGAGCGGGUCACUCUAAAUGCUGAUACCCAUACCCUCGCAGGAGGUCGCAUCCCCCCAAUAAAGCCAUCAUCUCCCCUAUCGGGGGCGUCCCGGCCAGCCUCGAUGCGCACCGUGCUGGUGUCAUGUGUCGCCAGUGGUGUCGUCAUAGUCGUUACCCUCGCCGCCAUUAUUUGUCUCGUUCAUGGAAAGAAGAAAUUCUUCUGCAUUUCAAGUGACCAUUACAUGAGAGACGACAGAAAGCUAAGUGAAAGCAACGAAGCGGAAAGAGAAAAACUUAGAGAAGGACAGAAACUAUAUUCGUCUUCGUCUAUAAAUGGAAACGAAAAAUCGAAUGACGACUCCUCAGCGGAGUUGUACGAAAUUAGUCCUUACGCGACGUUCGGCGUGUCAGCGGCUCACUCGCUGCAGUUUCGAACGCUCGCGAGGCGUGAAGACGACGCUGCGCCACCACACCGUCGACGGCAUCGCGCAUGCGAUCAUUACAGAUACGAUGAAUCGAGUCUGUCUAAAUGCUCGACAGUGGAGGCACGGCACCGCAUGCGCGCUGCAUGCGCCAGCGCAGGGGGCGGCGCGCCCUCUAAUAACUGGAGGGAUACGCACACGGACUCUGACGACAAUAGCGAUAGUGCUGCCAAUACUACUACUAAGGGUUCUGGUACGUCACCCUGCAACAGUGCAUACGGCAGUGGUAGGCGAAGCGCCCGCACGACCAGCAGGUAG